This is a messenger RNA of Aspergillus homomorphus CBS 101889, 1171 nucleotides long. RefSeq names its product NifU family protein. Gene Ontology annotation, biological process: iron-sulfur cluster assembly. The transcript is spliced from 3 exons. Gene Ontology annotation, cellular component: mitochondrion. The coding region runs from base 89 to 1084 and encodes 331 amino acids. Gene Ontology annotation, molecular function: iron ion binding; iron-sulfur cluster binding. Lineage: Eukaryota; Fungi; Ascomycota; Eurotiomycetes; Eurotiales; Aspergillaceae. The record is from RefSeq and is a predicted model, not a curated record.
GUAUUAUCGCUCCUCCUCCCAACAUCUCCUCCGAACGGAUUUUGCCAUUGUAGAUAACAAGUCUGUUCAUCACAUUACAACAGCAAACAUGUCUAUUAGCUCCACCUCCGGAAGGAAUAUGCUUCGACGCACUGCCCUCUUCGGCAACAAAUUGACGAGCGGUGCCGGAGCCGUUGAGACCUCCCGCUUCGCCCGGCCCACGGUAUUCAGUUCCUACCGCAGCGUCCACCGUUCAGCACGAUUGCCUGCGAUCACCCCGUCAGAGACACGCCGCCGGCCUACCCUGCAGCCUAACCACCACUCUCUCGUGCAGGCCCGGGUGAAUGGCCCGGCGCCGACGAGCAAGCGCACGAUCUUCAUUCAGACGGAGAACACUCCGAACCCCGAUGCCCUUAAAUUCAUCCCUAACCACCGCGUCCUCCCCGAGAACUUCCCCACGACCUUCCUCGAAUACCUCUCGCCGCGCUCGACCCUCGCGCCCCCGCACCCCUCCCCGCUGGCGGCGCAGCUCCUCAACGUCGAGGGCGUCACCUCCGUCUUCUACGGACCGGACUUCAUCACCGUGACCAAGGCGGCGGACUCAAACUGGGCGCACAUCAAGCCCGAGGUGUUCAGCCUGAUCACCCAGGCGGUGACGUCGGGCGAGUCGAUCGUCAACACCGUGGCCAAGACCGGCGAGGGCGCCGCGCAGGAGGGCGGCGAGUCGGACUCGCUGCGCUUCAACGAGGAGGACGAUGAGGUCGUCGGCAUGAUCAAGGAGCUGCUGGACACGCGCAUCCGCCCCGCCAUCCAGGAGGACGGCGGCGACAUCGACUUCCGGGGCUUCGAGAAUGGCAUCGUGCUGCUCAAGUUGCGUGGCGCCUGUCGCACCUGUGAUUCCAGUACGGUGACGCUGAAGAAUGGUAUCGAGUCCAUGUUGAUGCAUUAUAUUGAGGAAGUCCAGGGCGUCGAGCAGGUGAUGGAUCAGGAGGAGGAGAUCUCCAUGCAUGAGUUCGCUAAGUUCGAGGAAAAGUUGCGCCAGCAGAAGGGCCCCGCUGCUACGGCGUCGACGGGGGGUAAGGGGACGCUGGAUUCGGCUGUCUAAGGGGACAGUAGUUUUUUGUGGUUGUAUUUUUAUUUUGAGAUUGGAUAUACCGGGUAUACUUUUUUAUGUCGCCAGAAUAGAACAAGC